Molecule: messenger RNA, 1340 nt
Organism: Cotesia glomerata
Lineage: Eukaryota; Metazoa; Arthropoda; Insecta; Hymenoptera; Braconidae
Exons: 2
Coding region: 426-1340 (304 amino acids)
Biological process (GO): DNA recombination; DNA integration
Molecular function (GO): DNA binding
Source: RefSeq, a predicted model, not a curated record
CCUCAGCUGAAUAAAAAUAUCAAGCCAGUGGUGGAUUCUAUGAUCUCCAAUGAAUGGCUCUAUGGAGACAAGUUAAAAGAAAGCGUCAAGGAUGCCAAGGAAAUUGAGAAAGCCUGCGCCGAUAUUAAGGAGAAAACUCCUCUGAAACCGUCUCAAAAAUUUCAGAGUUCGGGAAACUCCAAGUACCCACCGGCGGCUUACCGUCCGGUGGGUCAACAACAGAGACGCUUCAUGAAAUUCAAGCCGAAGUCGAACAAGACGCAGCGUACGUCAUCGAAGACAGCAACGCGGUCGACGAGCCACUCAUCGUCGAGGAAAUAGUACAGAAACAUCAGCCAUCCACUGUCAUCCUACCUUUCCCUGGCGGCAGGGAAGUUGUCAGGGAGGCAUACACAAAGAAAGGACUUUCGGAUGAAGCUGCAGAUAUGAUGAUAAAUUCAAUCACAAAGUCCACCUUGAAGCAAUACGAGUCUAAUCUAAAACGAUGGUGGUCGUUUGUGUGUCUUAAUAAUAUCGACUUAUAUAAUUCAAAAACUACUGAUAUCAUUCAAUUCCUGAACAACCUGUUUAAGGAAGGAGCAAGCUAUACUACUCUCAACACUGCUAGAUCUACGAUAUCUUUAAUAUCAGCUUACGAUAUUAACAAUGAUGGCCUGAUAUCACGUUUCUUAAAAAGUGUAUUUAAACAAAGACUAUCCAAACCAAAAUAUAAUUCAACAUGGGACGUGGUCCCGGUGCUGAAAUAUAUAGAAAAAAUGCAUCCUCUUAGUCAAUUUAAAUUGAAAGAAGCUGCUGAAAAGGUAGCUACCUUGUUGGCAUUAACUACAGCUCAAAGACUUCAAACUCUAGCAUUGGUGAGAAUAGAGAAUAUAGAAAGAACAAAAACUGAGAUAAAAAUAAAAAUUACGGAGCUAACAAAAACGACAAAACCUGGAUCUGUAUAUCCGGAACUUGUAUUGCCAUUCUACAGAGAUAGACCAGGGCUUUGUGUGGCAUCAGCAGUUUUAGAUUAUAUUGAUAUUACUAAAGAAUUAAGAAGUAGUGAGACGAAGACUUUAUUUAUUGGAUCUACAAAACCAUACGGACCAGCCUCAUCACAAACCAUCGGCCACUGGAUAAAGUCACUCCUGGGAAAGGCAGGAGUAGAUACAAAUCAAUUUAGUGCAUAUAGCACACGGCAUGCAGCGGUCUCAACUGCCCACAAAUGGGGUGUGGACAUUUCGACAAUACGACGAUGCGCUGGUUGGACACCAAAUUCUCAGACCUUUUUUAAAUUUUAUAAUAAGCCCAUUCAGGCUCCUAAUAGUCAAUUUGCACGGGCAAUUUUGGAAAAAAUCUAA